Molecule: messenger RNA, 2748 nt
Organism: Theileria equi strain WA
Lineage: Eukaryota; Apicomplexa; Aconoidasida; Piroplasmida; Theileriidae
Exons: 1
Coding region: 1-2748 (915 amino acids)
Biological process (GO): endonucleolytic cleavage of tricistronic rRNA transcript (SSU-rRNA, 5.8S rRNA, LSU-rRNA); ribosome biogenesis; maturation of SSU-rRNA from tricistronic rRNA transcript (SSU-rRNA, 5.8S rRNA, LSU-rRNA)
Cellular component (GO): nucleus; 90S preribosome
Molecular function (GO): GTP binding; U3 snoRNA binding; GTPase activity
Source: RefSeq, a predicted model, not a curated record
AUGGACAGUCUAGUGAGUAAUGUAGUAAAAAAGAAACAUAAUAAGAAGUCUCCAAAACAUAGGAACGCCACUAAAGGCUCUAAAAAAACAAAGAAGGAAGCAGAAAAGCCUGUUGGUCACAAUAGCAAGGCAUUCACAUUUAGCGGAGGUAGAAGGUCUGUACAUAGACGCGUUCAGCACGCUAGUGAAGUUUUAGAGAAGCGUUUACACAAACCAAAGAUACAUAAAGAUGCACAGGUUCCACCUCCGCUGGUUGUCGUGGUACAAGGUCCAAAGGGUGUAGGAAAAAGUACCUUGAUAACGUCGCUCGUUAAGCAGUUUGCCAAACGCAAUAUUUCAAGUAUAAAUGGACCGAUUACAUUUGUAUCAUCUAAAAAUCGCAGGUUAACGAUUGUAGAGUGUGGAAACUCAAUGAUAGAUAUGAUAGAUUGCUCAAAAAUUGCGGAUAUUGCCAUCGUAAUGAUUGAUGCAGAAUAUGGAUUUGAAAUGGAAACCUUUGAAUUCGUGAACAUGAUGCAAACACAUGGAUUCCCUAGGAUUAUUGGCUUGUGUACUCAUUUAGACAAUUUCAAGGAUAAUAAGACCUUGCGUAAAACCAAGAAAGUUCUUAAAAAACGUUUCUGGUCUGAAAUAUACGAUGGAGCUAAAAUGUUUUAUUUUAAGGAUCUACAAUACGGCAAAUAUAGAAAGAAUGAUGUGAACAAGCUAUGUAGAUAUCUGAUAUCGCAAAAACCUGCAACUAUUUCAUGGAGACUUUCCCACCCAUACUCAAUAGGAUUACGUUUCGAAGUAUUAGAUUCCAAAUCUGAUAAAUCUAGCUCAGAUGACUCUACAGUAAAAUGUAUAUUCUACGGAUAUAUUUAUGGAGGGAAAUUAAAUACUAAUCAAGGAGUCCACAUCCCAGGUGCAGGAGACUUUAUAAUAGAAUCUAUCACAAAUUUCCAAGAUCCAUGUGAAAUAGAUACAGAAAUUAGGACAUUGAAGGAUAAAAACAGAAAUAUUUAUGCCCCUUAUUCCGAUGUUGGCAACUUAAUUUUAGAUGACGAUGCAAUGUAUAUUCAACUUUACAAUACCAAAGAACACUUUACUCAGCUACCUAAUGAGGAUCCAUCUAGUGUUUCUGAUGCUGUAAAGAUGGUAAGAGAAUUACAACAACACUCUGAAGUAAAUAAAUCAAGUGCACCUAUUGAAAUAAUACCAGGGCUGGAAGCUAACGCUGAAGAAUUUGCUGUGGAAGAUAGUGACACAUUCGACAGUGAAGAUUCAGAUACAGAGUCUGUAUCAUCGUCUGAAAAUUUAUCUGAAUCAUUGGAAUCUACACUUUUAGAUGAUAUUAGUAAUAGGGUAUAUCGCGGUGAUAUGGAAGAAGAUUUGCACUUUAAAGACUUUUCUAAAGUACUCAAAGAUUCCCUGAAGAAAAAUUGGGAUGUUGAAUCGCUCCAGGAACUCAGAAAUGCAAAAUUUAUCAACCUAAGUGAUGAAAUUGAUGAAAAUGAAAAUGAACUACCAGAUAAUGGUGAUGAAGAUAACGAGAAAAUGGAUAGACUAAGGGAGAUGGAAGAAAAAAAAAUGUAUAGUGAAACUUUAGAACUAGAAAAUCUGGGUAAUGUAGGUCAAUUCGUAAAAAUAUGUAUAAGUGGAAUUCCAAAGUCCUUUAUUGAAAACAUUGACAUGGCUAGUCAUCCUAUAAUUAUAGGAGGGCUGCAACAAUCUGAAACAGGUUGCGGAUUUUUACAACUAAAAAUAAAGAGACAUAGGUGGCAUCCAAAGAUACUUAAGACCAACGAUCCUCUUUUGUUUUCAGUUGGAUGGAGGCGCUUCCAGUCACUCCCAAUAUAUUGUAUGGAAGAUAGGAACCAAACAAGGACCAAAAUGCUAAAAUACACACCUGAACAUCUACAUUGCUUUGCUAAUAUAUAUGGACCAAUGGCACCACCAAAUUUUGGUAUACUCGCAAUCAGAAACUGGGAAAGAGUUAAGAAUUAUAGAAUAUCAGCAAGUGGCGUAAUUAUAGGAACAAACCAAAACUUUAAAAUAGUAAAGAAGCUUAAGCUUCUUGGAGAACCAUACAAGAUAAUGAAGAAUACAGCAUUCAUAAAGAAAAUGUUUAAUUCAGAACUGGAAGUUAUAAAGUGCAUUGGGUCAAAGAUACAGACAGCAUCUGGUAUAAGAGGUCAAAUUAAAAAGGCUGAAGAUAAAAAUGGAUCAUUCAGGGCAACAUUUGAAGAUAGAAUAUUAAUGUCUGACUUGGUAAUAUUAAAGUCAUAUGUCUCUAUAGAAACAAAACGAUUCUUCAAUUUAAUGGUGGAUCAUUCUUUCAGAAGAGUGAAAAAUAUUUCUGAACUAAAACCCGCAGAUGUCAAUAGAGAUUCUGUUUAUGAAAAGAAGGAACUCUUGAGAAGGCCUGCAAGACAUUUCAACGAGAUUAAAGUUCCAAAGCCUAUCAUUGAAAAACUUCCAUUUUCUGCUAGACCAAAGGUGUUUGAAAAGGCCUCCACAGAAGAAGUUAGAAUGGAUCCAUCAGAACGUGAAAAAACAAUUGCAACUAUGCUUCAACGUGUACAUACUAUACGUAAGCAUCGCUUGAAAAAACGUUUGGAACUAUUAAAGCAACACAAAAUUAAAAAGGCUGUUCAAAACGAAAAGGCAGAAGAAAUCAGAAAGAGUAAGCUUAGAGAAGUAAAGAAAGAAAAGUAUCGCAAACAAGGACUAAAGGAAACAAUAAAGAAAAGAGAGUUGUUACUAUAG